Messenger RNA from Drosophila erecta, 1555 nucleotides. RefSeq lists its product as uncharacterized. Bases 115 to 678 code for a protein of 187 amino acids. The record is from RefSeq and is a predicted model, not a curated record. The transcript has 2 exons. NCBI's taxonomy places the organism in Eukaryota, Metazoa, Arthropoda, Insecta, Diptera, Drosophilidae.
UUGCGUCAAGCAGCACUACAUUUUGUUUUAUACAAAAUAAGCUCGUGCAUUCACAACAAAAAUUGAUUAGUAGUAAUCGUUGAUAUCACAUAACCAAAUCUCAAGUUUUCUGCAAUGGGUCAGACCAUAAGUAGAUCAGUCGAGUCCAGAGAGUCCAUUAUUGCCUACAGAAACUUCCUGAAACUCUACAGAAAUCAGCACAGACAAAUGCGAACCAAUGAUGCGUUUUCCAAUGCAGCGCGUGUUUGGGGAACUUUCUCGCCGGCUCAGCGGAAUCGAUAUGCUCAUAUGGGCUCCGUCACCAAGAUUAUUAUGGAUGUGCCCAAGCGGGUGGCUCCCAAGAGGGCCAACAAGAUGGCCGGGAAAGUGGCUGCUCGCAAAAAGGUGGUUAAAAAGAAUCUCAAGGCGAAGAGAGUUCCUCAGCGGCGAGCUCGCGAUGUGGUCACCUCCUAUAGGCCGCUAAUCGGCAGCAGAGCUCCCGUUGCCGGCGUUAAGAAGAUCUCGAACAAGGAGGCAAUUAGGGAGAGCUUGCUGCCCUCGAAUGGCUUUCUAAACUUCAUGGAGUUCUACCAUGAGAUACAUCGCGAAAUGCCGAAAUCCUUGGCGGUGAAGGAGGCCGUUAGUGUCUGGAGCGAUAUGAACGUGGAGCAGCGUGGCAUUUUCAGCAUGGACUUGUAGCGGGUAUCUCCUAGUCACCAUGUCACCCACUUCACUCAAUCAAUGCCCCACGCAUGGCCGCCUGUCACGAGAGAUUCCAAUUCGGAAUCAAGCCUAGCCAAGCGGUUACACAAUCGCCGUGAGUUCCGCGCCCAAACACAUGUACACUCCAUCACGCAACCGGCGGCACGAAUGUCCAGAGCAACAGUGGGAGUAGAAUAAACAACAGCAGGAGCAGGAGCAGGAGCAGGAUGAGGGGCAGAAAUAUAAACAGAAACAGAGCCCACAAUCAUUCACAUUUAAAUUAACAUUUCCCGCCGACGAUUAUCCUAAUUGCGAGCUGAGGCCGCUCGUCCUGGCCAAAGAUGUGGAGUAUGCGCCGCCUUGUAUUUAAUAUUUACAUUCGCCUCGGUGACGGCACGCGAGUCGGCUAAAAAAUGGAUUCAAUGUAACGCGAAACAAGCGAGGCCUCAUAAAAAUGAAAUGCGGAUAAAUCAAAUUAGCAUUUUGUACAAAUAGCAAAGCAUUAGCUCGCGUACGGCGGCAAUUUGUAAUGCCAAAGGCCGCAUGAAUGAGUCCUGGCAAAGGACAUGCAAGCAGUUCGUUUUGGAGGUCAUGCCAAAAAGUGAUUGCAUAAUUACCCGGCCUCGGAUGUUGCAAGAUCACAUUCCCGAAAUGAACAUUAAAACUAAUGGCACGAGCCGCAGCCAGACAUCCCGAUUCAAUUAGACUGCUCCUGCGGCCAGGAUAACCACUCCACGGGUCAAGUAGUGGGUCAGCGCUGGAUUUUUGUGGGCCAACUCACUCGCUGCUCUGCUGGCAAAUGUUCGUGUUUUACUACGGCGACUUUAUUGCAACACAAUGCUAUUUUAAGUGCCAGCAAUAAAAAUGAUUUAUU